Messenger RNA from Amborella trichopoda, 2514 nucleotides. RefSeq names its product Transducin/WD40 repeat-like superfamily protein. Lineage: Eukaryota; Viridiplantae; Streptophyta; Magnoliopsida; Amborellales; Amborellaceae. Gene Ontology annotation, molecular function: protein binding. The record is from RefSeq and is a predicted model, not a curated record.
CCGAGAUGGAUUUCUGGGUUGCCACGAAGCUACGAACCUAUUUUAUUUAUAAGAGAAAGAAAGAUUAGUAAGAAAGUAUGGUAGCGUAAAUUAUCCCGUAUUUUAUUAUCUCUGUUAAGUUCAGGCGGCUCGCUCCUCUUCCCUCGUGAGUCAAGUCCUUUUCGUAUUCUGUGCCGAACGCUUCUAUUCCUUGUGCAGGAGACAUGCCAUCAGAUCUUCCUGGUUUUUACUUUGAUCCCGAGAAGAAUAGGUACUUCCCCAUCAAACGUCCUGGGGACAAAGCUCUCUUCCCCGACAAAACCCAGAAGUGUGUUCAGCCAGAAACUGAGAGGUUUAGGAGGACAACAUGUGGAACAACUAAACUGCUUCAUACAAGGGAGUUGUCUGGUAAAGCCCUCAUUAACAAAAGGAGAAGUACAGAUUUUCGUCACGAGUAUCAAAAGUUACUAGCCUCGCAACCUGUGGUUUGGAAAUACAAGGAUGUAACUUAUAAUGCUUUAGAGAAGUUCCAUGCUCUCGUUGAAACACCUCAUGGAAGAAAGGAAGCAUGCAUUUUGGCAGUGGGAAAUAUAAAUGGCGACAUCAGUUUUUUUGGUGUUGGGGUUUCUGAAUGGUAUUCUGAUAAUGCCGUGGAAUGUAACUCGACUCGUAUAAGUCCUCCUGCUAAUGAAUUAGUGGCCGAGUACGGUGCACCUCCUUCUAUCUGUGGUUCGAUAGCACCAUCGGUACCCUUGUUAUCCAGUACAUCGUGUAUAAAGAAGAUGGCAUCGUCUCAUAACGACUCAUGUCUCUCUCAGCAUCUAUUAAUUGCAACUCUUGGUUCAGGAAUAUCAGGGGGAUCCCUCUAUGUUUUACAUUUGAUGGACCCGGUACACAACUAUGAAAGACAGAGGACGCCCUUGCAAAGAAGGGUUUCUGAAGUUUUCUCUACUAAUCACACGAUAUGGACUGCUGAUGUUAAUUCAAGUGGAACAAAAGCGGCGAUUGGUACGAACAAAGGAGCUGGUUUAGUAAGUUUGGAAACUGGUGUACUUUCCUGGGUAUGUCGUAGUAAAAGUGACAUUCUCUCUCAGCAGUUUGAUCAAUCGGGUAAUAUUAUAUUUUGUGGUUUUAGAAAUGGAGCAAUUGCCGCAAUCGAUGCUCGCUAUAAACACACAGGACUUUCUGGGCAAUCUGUGGUACUUCCAAAGCAGACUAUUCCUUAUCCUUCUACUAAAGCCAAUCUGGCUUCUAUUGGAGACAGCAAUCGAUUUUCCAAGAAGUACUUUCAGUUUAAGGGAAAUCUGAAUCCCUCUGGUGCUAUAUUCAUGCCAUCUUCAAUUUGCAGCUUGUCAUUGCUUCAAUCUGAAGACCAUUACUUGUUGGCUAGCUCUAUGGAUGGAUCUAUUAAACUUUUCGAUUGUCGUGCACUACAAAGAGGAGCUGUACAGUCUUACGAUGGACAUGUGAAUUCCCAUAGUCUCAUACAGCUUGGUGUGGAUCCAACAGGAUCAAUUCUAAUGUGCGGUGGGGAGGAUGGUCACGUACGUAUAUGGAGUGUCAAGAGUGGGGAAUUGUUGUAUGAUUCAGAGAUCUCAGAAUCUGUUGUCCAUUCCGUGUGCUGGUCGCAUUCUAUUGGAGAUAUGUCUCCGUGGGGAUCCCACAUGCAGGACCAUAGUUGGGCUGCAUGGCUUGCCCCUCGUGAAGGAUUAUUCUAUGUGCAUGGGUCAUGAUUGUGUUUUGAAAUUGUGCAAGGAUGGGAAGAGAUGUAAAUGGUAUUGAUUGGCAUUGGGAGUUGAAUGGAAGCAAAAAUUUAUGUGGUCAUGUUGCUGGCAUUUUGAAGUGGUUUUUGCUAAUCCUUGAUGUGGGAGCCGUUCUAAACACACCAUGGCAGCCAGUUCCCGUUCCCUGCAGGAAAUGAGGAAGGGCUAUGUAUUAUGAAUCUAUAAAAGCCAAAAGAGGUGACUGAUGCGUGCUUCCAAUAUUGCAGCUGUAUGAAAUAAAAAUCAUGGUGGCUUGCUUCAAAUUUUGUAUUUCAGUUGUAAAUUGCAUCUGCUGGUCAUAUGUCUCUUUGAAUGUUGGGAAAAAAAUCUCAAAUUGCGGAACAUCCAAGGGAGCAGAAUGAAAUUUUUUGACCAGUUUUUGAGACAGAACAUGGGCUGCAAGAAUGUUUUGCGCUGUAUUGGAAAGAAAUCUGAAUAAGCCACAACUAAGACAGCAUGUGCCUUGAGUAUGAUUGGUCCUCGGAGAUGAACUAAAAGCUCAUGGUUCCCCACAAACCAUUGUUCUCGUUUGGCUUUCCCACAAUACAGACCUCAGAUAUGAUUUAAAUUCUGGAAUUUAAUUGAAUUGCUGGAAUAUUUAAAUUCUGAUUUAAAUCCUGGAAUUGAAUUGAAUUGCUGGAAUGUUUAAAUCCUGAAUUUGGAUAUAUGUUAUUUGGAAAACAGUUAGAUUCAUGUAUUUCUACUGUUUUGCUUACCUAUUUGUAAAAUUUGGAUUGGCUUAUUUCAUCAUAUUUCAGGUUGUAAAAGUGUA